AUGGAUCUCUCUAGCCUCGUUGAUGCUCUUUCUCUACAAUCGGCAAGAACUGAUCCUUUGAAUAGCUUAAUGCGCUUUAUGAUUCAUUCAGGAUUCUUUGCAACACAAAGCCUUGCCGAAAAUCAAGAACAACAAGGUUAUGUACUGACAACAACUUCAAUACUUUUAGUAAAAGCUAAUGCCAACACAAUGUCAUAUGUUGUUCUCUCAAUGAUUGAUCCUUUCAUGGUAUCAUCUUUGCAUUCCUUAAGCACUUGGUUUCAGGGCAGUGAAUCCAAUCCAUUUGUGGCUGCUCACGGUAUGACCUUAUGGAAUAUGUUGGAGCGAAAUCCUGAAUCUGGCAAGAACUUCCAUGAUUCCAUGUUGGAGCAUUCCCGCACCUAG
Molecule: messenger RNA, 384 nt
Organism: Papaver somniferum (opium poppy)
Lineage: Eukaryota; Viridiplantae; Streptophyta; Magnoliopsida; Ranunculales; Papaveraceae
Product: trans-resveratrol di-O-methyltransferase-like
Exons: 1
Coding region: 1-384 (127 amino acids)
Biological process (GO): methylation
Molecular function (GO): S-adenosylmethionine-dependent methyltransferase activity; O-methyltransferase activity
Source: RefSeq, a predicted model, not a curated record